GCGAGCGAGCGUGGCGGCAGAAAGGGCGCGGGCGCAGAGAGACUCUGCUGACAGCAUUUACCCUUCCAAGGAUGGUCGAUUCACCUGUCGCCUCGGCAUCAAAGCCGAUCACUAGCAAUGGAGACGCAAGCGAGAUACCGACAGACAUCAUCCUCCCGCCGCCAGCUAUCCGAGAGAUUGCGGACAAGACAGCUGGAUUUGUAGCCAAGCAGAAGGAUCCCAGCAGCUUCGAGAACAAAGUUCGCAACAGGGAGAAGGCCGACUCUCGCUUCUCGUUCUUGCAGCCUGGCGAUGUCUAUCACGCUUACUACCAGUACAAGAUCAAGGAGAUCAAGUCAGGCGCUGCGGUCACUGCGGGAGGACUGAGCACGCCCUCUGCGGGCGCUGCUGCUGCUCAGGUGCCCGAAGAUCCCGACGAGCUCGACAGGCCAAAGGGUGAUCCGCCCGCGCCUUGGGAGUUCAAGGGAGAAAUGCCCACCAUCAACGCUGUUGAUCUGGAUAUCCUGAGACUGACAGCACUCUUCACUGCUCGUUCAGGCCGCAAAUUCUCCAACGACCUCGCCGCCAAAGAGCGAACAAACUAUCAAUUCGACUUUCUCCGCCCAUCUCAUUCGCUCUUUGGCUACUUCAACCGACUCGUACAGCAAUACGAAGCCGUCAUCUCGCCUACGUCCGUCGCGCUCGAGAACCUCACGCGGCGAUCAGGCCGACUGGCUAGCGGCUUGACCGAGAAGGAGAAGCGUGCAGAGGGGCGCAGAGAGGUCAUGAAAGACGUUCGCAAGAGAGUAGAAUGGGAACGAUGGGAACAGGACAAGCGGAAGAAGAAGGAGGAUGCCCAAGAGAAGGAGAGGAAAGCGUUCGAAGAGAUCGAAUGGCAGGAUUUCCAGGUCGUCUCUACUGUCGAAUUCACAGAUGCCGACGAUCUUAUCGAGCUACCUGCACCGCUCAAAUUGGCCGAUGUGGAGAAUAUGUCACUUGCUGAGAAGAGGAUGGCUGCCUUGCUGAUGGAAGGCAAGGAAAUGCCAGCGGAGGAAGAGCCGGAGGUGCAAGCUAUCGAGCAACCGAUGGACGAAGCUGCGUCUGCCGAGCGAAGGAAGCAAGUUGAGAUCAAGAUCGCGCACGAAUCUGGUCCGAUGAAGAUCAGAAAAGACUAUGUGCCUAAAUCCAAGUCGGCAAAGGGAAACACUACGACAUGCACCAUCUGUGGUCAAGAAGUCCCUGUUGACGAAUUCCAAGAGCAUGUCCGGAUCGAACUGCUCGAUCCUGCAUGGAAGGAGAAGCAAGCUCAGACAGAACGCAAUCGUACUGCUGCCAAUAUGCUCACGGAAGGUGCCGAUGUUUCUGCAUCCCUGCGAAAACUGGCAGCCAAACGAGGCGAUAUCUUCACAACGACAGCAGCAGCAGACAAGCGCAAAGCAGAGGAAGCAGAAGAGCGCAAGAAGCAGAAAGAGCGAGAAAGAGCGGUCUGGGAUGGCCAUACUAAUUCGAGCGAUGCCGUCACUGCUAGAUUUGCUGCUGGCGCGAGCUUCGACGCUCAGAUCGACGCGCUCCAUCGUGCAAAGGGUCUGGCCGGCUCAGAGCUCCAAGGCCAAGUCGGCCCUGGUUUAUCUGCUCCUGCUCCCGAGCCUGUUCAAUUCACCGGAGUAAGUAUGAGUGCCGCACCUCAACCCGCAUCAAAUCUGCCUUCGUUCGGUCCGCCUAUCAAUUUUGCAAGCGGAAUGGCUCCGCCCGGCAUGGCCCCUCCUCAACCUUUGCCGCCCAUCUCGCUUGCUCCGGGAGGAUAUAGCUAUGGUCAGAUUCGUCCUGCUGUUGAUCCUGCUGUCGGUCAACCAGACGCAAAGCGUCGCAAGAUGCCCGGCCAAGUCUAUCCCGAAGCCGAAUGGCUCCGCCUUCAUCCUGAGCCGAUAACGGUGUCUGUCCAGCUUCCUACUUUGCCUGACAAGCCAGAGUGGCAUUGUGAUGGCAGUGUACUUCAGCUGUCUGAUAUUCCGCUUACCCUGCUUGCCGGCACGUUGCGAGAUAGGAUACAAGAGAAGAUCGGUAUGCCCACUGGACGACAGAAACUUUCGCUGGGGGCCAGAAUUCUACAGGCCAAUAUCACGCUGGCCGCGCUCAAUCUGGAUUCGUACGAUGUGCUCACUUUGGCUCUCAAGGAGACUAAGAAGCGAUAGUCCAAAUUCUUGC
This is a messenger RNA of Mixia osmundae IAM 14324, 2184 nucleotides long. RefSeq lists its product as uncharacterized. The transcript is spliced from 5 exons. Gene Ontology annotation, biological process: regulation of alternative mRNA splicing, via spliceosome; mRNA cis splicing, via spliceosome. The coding region runs from base 72 to 2171 and encodes 699 amino acids. NCBI's taxonomy places the organism in Eukaryota, Fungi, Basidiomycota, Mixiomycetes, Mixiales, Mixiaceae. The record is from RefSeq and is a predicted model, not a curated record. Gene Ontology annotation, molecular function: protein binding; RNA binding. Gene Ontology annotation, cellular component: U2 snRNP; U2-type prespliceosome; catalytic step 2 spliceosome.